GACUUCCUUUCUUUUUUAGGGAACCUUUUCUGAUGGCUGUGGAAUGUGACCUGGGAGGGGAUUGCUUUCACAUAUUUUCACUGUACCACACUUCCGCUGUAUUGACUUUUCUUUAAGUACUUUCAGAUUUUUCCCUAAAGGAAGCAGAAGAUCACUGGGUAAAUGGGUCAAUUUGAGGGACUGGGAGAGUUCUUAUACUUCCAAAUGGUUGCCUGUUUGUCUGUAGAGGUGCCCCUUAUAGUUUGCAGUGCUUUGCAAAUUUUAGGCCAGUGCCACUCCCUAUUUAUGAGGCAACCAGAAGCAAUCUGUCUUGGAAUAAAGUGGGAAUUCUAAACCUUAGGUUUUUAUCUGUAAAGCGAACACAGCACUUGGCACGGUGGUGUGUGCCUGUAGUCCCAGCUUCUGGGGGGUGGAGGCAGGAGGAUCUCUUGAGGCCAGGGGUUGGAGGCUGUAGUAUACUACGAUAGCUCUGUGAAUAACCACUGCAUUUCAGUUUGGCCAACAUAGCAGGACCCUUUCUCUAAAGAAGUAAAUUAACAUGACUUUCACAAUCUAUUUAAAAAUCCCUAUUUAUAUUUUUCAUAUCAAAAUGUUUUAAAUUGUGUACUUUGAGUGACAUGGAAGAGCCUCUGAGUAUGUAUACUGUAUUUUGCCUGGACUUUUUAAAUUCCUGGGCUUUUUCCUUGUGUUCCUCUUGCCUGGAAGCUCUGCUGGUCUUCUUCCCCCUUCCCCCUCUUCCCUUCCUCCAUACCCUUUCACUUUGUUGACUUCUUCUUAGCCUUUAAGACUUAUCAGGAAACUUCCCUCUAGUGAACAUUCCCCCUCUCAUUAGCUCAGGUUGAUGUGUUUGUUUACUUUUAUUUUAGCCUUUGCUAUAAAAAGUAAGAAUAAUGGACAUUUGUUGAGAGUUUGCUGUGUUCCAGGCUCUGUUCUAAGAGUUUUACAUGAGUUCUUUCUUUAAUUCUGGCAAUAACACCUUGAGGGCAGGUACUGGUAUUAAUGUACCCAUUUUAACAAGAAGGGUACUGAGACUCAGAGGUUGUAACUUGCUCAAGGUGAAGUAAAUAGAGGAUCUGGGAAAGGAGCAUACUGUUUACCACCGUAUUAGAUCACAUUAUACCAAUUAUGUGAUGUUCUUUUUUUCACACUUAAAUGUUUGUAAUUACAGAGUGCAUUUUACAGUUGACUUAAUGUCAUAUUGUGAUUUCUUAAAAGGUGCCAUUAAUUUAAAGUGCCUUAACAGAUGUUUGAUUGGGCCUGAUAACUAAGAAAAUCGUCAUAUUGAAUUGGGUUGUCAUGACCUAUUUCACAGCUUAUGAGUUUUUCCUGAGCAGUCUCUUCAUCUUUAUUUCUCUAGUACAUAGAAUUUUUGGCACAUAGUAGGGAUCUAAUAAACAUUUAACCAGAAAAACUGAAGAUAGGAAAUGUAGGGGUCUCUGAAGACACAAACAUUAUCUAGUUUAUUUAAAAUUUUUUUUGCCUGUCUGUGAAUAUUUCGAGCAUUGCUUCCUUCGUUGUCUUUGUCUUUUCCCACCCCCUUUGCCAGGUCUUAGUUUGUUAUGUGGUUAAGAAAAUGAUAUUGUAAUCGAUAUAUGUUACUCAUGAUCUAUUUGUCAAAACCCACAGAAUAUACAAAAAGAGAAUGAACCCUAAUGUAAACUAUAGACUUUAGUUACUAAUCAUGUAUUGAUAUUGGUUCACAUUGUAAUAGGUGUAUCACACCAAUGCAAGAUUUUAAUAAUAAUAGAAUCUUUCCUAGCGGUUAGGUAAAACCUCUGUGUUGUCUUGAGUGUCAUUGGAGCCUUUAGUUUGCCAACAGUUCUCAAGGGCCCCUUAGAGGACAUUGUUCCUGCCACUGUCUCACCUGCAGGAGCCUUGAGAUGAGGUUUUAUUGCGGUCCAAAUAAUUUGUUUUUAUUUCUUAAGAAACCGUUCAGUUAAUUCUGACUUUUGAUCCACUCAGUGGUUAAAAAUUUUUAGGCCGGGCGCGGUGGCUCACGCCUGUUAUCCCAGCUACUCAGGAGGCUGAGGCAAGAGAAUUGCCUGAACCCAGGAGGCGGAGGUUACAGUGAUCCGAGAUUGCACCAUUGCACUCCAGCCUGGGUAACGAGUGAAACUCCGUCUCAAAAAAAAAAAAAUUUUUUUUAAUAAUCCUUUCUAUGACUUCAACUAUAGUCUACUCACAGAGAGAAUGUAUUUGGCCUUUAUUUUGUUAUGAAUCUGACAGACUGUAGGAGCAGAUAGAAGGAGCAAAUAAUAUGUGAGAAGGACACAUUCUUACAUAAAUGUAAGAAACUGUUGCUUACAGAUUUGUGAUUAUCACAAACUAUAGAACAGUGGGAUAGAACCUUUAUAUUACUGCUAAUUUAUUGAAAUACUACUAUAUGCCCUGGAAUACAGGCCAAUGUGGAAUAGUCCACACUAGGAGAAAUGCAUAAGUAAGUUAAAAUAUAAAAUACACAGUGCUGUACAGAACUAUGAAUAAAAAUCUGGCAAUACAUAGGAGUAGUGGAGUUCUUGUGGGAUUAGAGACAGCUUUGAGCUAGGUUUUAAAAACAUGAGACACAGUUUUCUAAUCAAAGAAAGGAUGGAUGUAUCCAAGUAAGGUCAUAGCAGUGGAAGAACUGUAUAGUUUAUAAGACAUUUUCUUUUUUUUGAGUUUUUAUUUUUCUUAUUUUUGUGUUUUGAUUUCCAACUUUUAAGUUCAGGGGUAUAUGUACAAGAUGUGCAGGUGUGUGACAUAGGUAACAUGUAACCAUAACAUGUAACAUGGUGUUUUGCUGCACAGAUAUCCCAUCACCUAGUUAUUAAGCACAGCAUCCAUUAGCUAUUCUUCCUGAUGCUCUCCCUCCUCCUAACCCCUACCUUCUGACAGCCCCAGUGUGUGUUGUUCCCCACGAUGUGUCCACGUGUUCUCAUCAUUCAACUCCCACUUAUAAGUGAGAACAUGCAGAAUUUGGUUUUCUGUUCCUGCAUUAGUUUGCCCAGGAAAAUGGCUUCCAGUUCCAUCCAUGUUCCUGGAACAGGAUCUCGUUCCUUUUAAUGGCUGCAUAGUAUUCCAUGGUGUCCAUAUAGUACAUUUUCUUUACCCAGUCUAUCAUUGAUGGGCAUUUAGGUUAAUUUUGUGUUAUAAGACACUUUCAUAUAUGGUAUUUAAUUUGAACUUUAUAUUAAUUAACCCUGAGAACUGAUCAGGCAUUAUUUUCUUCAUUCAACAUAUAAAUAAUUGAAGUCACCUAACUAAUGAAAAUAUGAAUUAAUAUUGGAACUAGGUUUGGGGAAAAUGUCUAGGAUCCUUUCUUUUUUUUGAGACGGAGUUUCGCUCUUGUUACCCAGGCUGGAGUGUAAUGGCCCGAUCUCGGCUCACUGCAACCUCUGCCUCCUGGGUUCGGGCAAUUCUCCUGCCUCAGCCUCCUGAGUAGCUGGGAUUACAGGCAUGUGCCACCAUGACCAGCUAAUUUUUUGUAUUUUUAGUAGAGACGGGGUUUCACCAUGUUGACCAGGAUGGUCUCGAUCUCUUGACCUCAUGAUCCACCCACCUCGGCCUCCCAAAGUGCUGGGAUUAUAGGCUUGAGCCACCGCACCCGGCCCCUAGGAUCCUUUCUAACAAUAACAUGAUGAUUUAACAUUUUUUGUUUUUUGAGACAUAGUCUCACUCUGUCACCCAGGCUGGAGUGCAGUGACAUCAUCUCGGCUCACUGCAACUUCCACCCUCUGGGUUCAAGUGAUUCUUCUUCCUCAGCCACUGUGUAGCUGGGAUUAUAAGUGUGUGCCACCAUGCCCAGCUAGUUUUUGUAUUUUUAAUAGAGAUAAGGUUUUACCAUGUUGACCAGGCUGGCCUUGAACUGCUGGCUUCAGGUGAUCUGCCUGCCUCAGCCUUCCAAAGUUGCUGGGGUGACAGGUGUCAACCACCACACCCAGUCAGGUUUUUCAUUUUUAUCUGAUGUUGAGUCCGAUGACAGUAGCGUAAGAUUUUUUUUUUUAAAAGAGAAUAUUUGAAGGGGAACAGGUAAAAGAACAAAACUGAGUAGGUCUAUUCAAGGACUGUAAAUUGGCCGUGCAUUGGGCCUAGCAGUCUUAACUGAGAUGUGAUUCUGUCAGGCAUUAAGGGUCACAGAAUCGUGUUUAUUUUAGAUUAGUUUCAGGUUUUCAGAAAAAUUGAGCAGAAAGUACAGAGAGUUCUCAUAUACUCUCCCACUCCAGUUCUCCUAUUAUCAACAGCUUGUUUUUGGUGUGGUACACCUAUUACAGUAUGAACCAAUAUCGAUACGUUACUGUUAACCAAAGCCUAUAGUUUACCUUAGGGUUCCUUCUUGGUUUUAUAUAUUCCUUGGUUUUGUAUAUUCUAUGGGUAUUGAAAAAUAUAUCCUGAGUAACAUAUAUCCAUUACAGUAUCAUACAGAAUAGUUUCAUUGACCUAAAAUUCCCCUGCGCUCCAUUUACUUACCCUCUUUCCCGGCUCGCUGGCAAUGAAUCUUUUCACUGUCUGUGGUUUUGCCUUUUCCAGAAUGGAAAGACAGUUGAAACCACAUAGUAUGGAGCCUUUUCAGACUGGCUUUUUUCACUUAGUGAUGUUCACUUAAGGUUCAUUUGUCUUUGUAAGCUUGUUAGAUCAUUUCUUUUUAACACUAAAUAAUAUUUCUUUGCGAUGAAGUACUCCAGGUUUUUUUCCGUUUGCAUAUUGAAGACCAUCUUGGUUGCUUCCAAGUUGUAGCAGUUAUGAAUAAAGUUCCAUGGCCUUUCCGCGCUGCCCACAGAGGGCUCCAUACGGCGUUGUUCUGGAUUCCUGUCGUAACUUAAAGGGAAACUUUCACCAUGUCUGGAGCCCUUGAUGUCCUGCAAAUGAAGGAGGAGGAUGUCCUUAAGUUCCUGGCAGCGUGAACCCACUUAGGUGGCACCAAUCUUGACUUCCAGCUGGAACAGUGUAUCUGUAAAAGGAAAAGUGAUGGCACCUACAUCAUAAAUCUGAAGAGGACCUGGGAGAAGCUUCUGCUGGCAGCUCGUGCCAUCGUUGCCAUUGAAAACCCUGCUGAUGUCAGUGUUACAGCCUCCAGGAAUACUGGCCAGAGGGCCGUGCUGAAGUUCGCUCCUGCCACUGGAGCCACCCCAGUUGCUGGCCACUUCACUCCUGCAGCCUUCACCAGCCAGAUCCAGGCAGCCUCCUGGGAGCCACUGCUUCCUGUGCUUACUAACUCGAGGGCUAACCAGCAGCUUCUCACAGAGGCAAUUUUUCUUUGAGACGGAGUUUCACUCUUGUUGCCCAGACUGGAGUGCAGUGGCAUGAUCUCAGCUCACUGCAACCUCCGCCUCAUGGAGGCAUCUUAUGUUAACCUACCAACCAUUGCUCUGUGUAACACAGAUUCUCCUCUACACUAUGUAGACAUUGCCAUCCCAUGCAACAACAAGGGAGCUCACUCAGUGGGUUUGAUGUGGUGGAUGCUGGCUCGGGAAGUUUUGUGCAUGCCUGGCACCAUUUCCCGUGAACACCUGGGGAGGUCAUGCCUGAUGUCUACUAAUACAGAGAUCCUGAAGAGAUUGAAAAAGAAGAGCAGGCUGCUGCUGAAAAGGCUGUGACCAAGGAGGAAUUUCGGGGCGAAUGGACUCCUGCGGCUCCUGAGUUCACUGCUACUCAGCCUGAGGUUGCACACUGGUCUGAGGCGUGCAGGUUCCCUCUGUGCCUAUGCAGCAUUUCCUACUGAAGCCUGAUGCACUCAGCCUGCCACGGAAGCCUGGUCUGCAGCUCCCACUGUUCAGGCGACUGGAUGGCAUUGGAUUAAAUUGUGCUUUGGGUGCAGCUGAAAUGAGACCUUUUAUUGAAAUAAUUGGAAAAUGUACAACAGCCUAUGUCCUCUGUUAUCCCAAUGCAGGUCUUCCCAACACCUUUGGUGACUAUGAUGAAACACCCUCUAUGAUGGCCAAGCACCUAAAGGAUUUUGCUAUGGAUGGCUUGGUCAAUAUAGUUGGAGGAUGCUGUGGUUCAACACCAGAUCAUAUCAGGGAAAUUGCUGAAGCUGUGAAAAAUUGCAAGCCUAGAGUUCCACCUGAUGCUGUUUUUGAAGGACAUAUGUUACUGUCUGGUCUAGAGCCCUUCAGGAUUGGACCGUACACCAACUUUGUUAACAUCGGAGAGCGCUGUAAUGUUGCAGGAUCAAGGAAGUUUGCUAAACUCAUCAUGGCAGGAAACUAUGAAGAAGCCUUGUGUGUUGCCAAAGUGCAGGUGGAAAUGGGAGCCCAGGUGCUGGAUAUCAACAUGGAUGAUGGCAUGCUAGAUGGUCCAAGUGCAAUGACCCAAUUUUGCAACUUAAUUGCUUCCGAGCCAGACAUUGCAAAGGUACCCUUGUGCAUCGACUCUUCCAAUUUUGCUGUGAUUGAAGCUGGGUUAAAGUGCUGCCAAGGGAAGUGCAUUGUCAACAGUAUUAGUCUGAAGGAAGGAGAGGAGGACUUCUUGGAAAAGGCCAGGAAGAUUAGAAAGUUUGGAGCUGCUGUAGUGGUCAUGGCUUUUGAUGAAGAAGGACAGGCAACAGAAACAGACAACAAAAUCAGAAUAUGCACCCGGGCCUAUCAUCUGCUUGUGAAAAAACUGGGCUUUAAUCCGAAUGACAUCAUUUUUGACCCAAAUAUCUUAACCAUUGGUACUGGGAUGGAAGAACACAACUUGUAUGCCAUUAAUUUUAUCCAGGCAACAAAAAUCAUUAAAGAAACAUUACCUGGAGCCAGAAUAAGUGGAGGUCUUUCCAAUUUGUCCUUCUCCUUCCGAGGAAUGGAUGCCAUUCGAGAAGCAAUGCAUGGGGUUUUCCUUUACCAUGCAAUCAAGUUUGGCAUGGACAUGGGGAUAGUGAAUGCUGGAAACCUCCCUGUGUAUGAUGAUAUCCAUAAGGAACUUCUGCAGCUCUGUGAAGAUCUCAUCUGGAAUAAAGACCCUGAGGCCACUGAGAAGCUCUUACGAUAUGCCCAGACUCAUGGCCAAGGAGGGAAGAAGGUCAUUCAGACUGACGAGUGGAGAAAUGGCCCUGUCGAAGAACGUCUUGAGUAUGCCCUUGUGAAGGGCAUUGAAAAACAUAUUAUUGAGGAUACUGAGGAAGCAAGGUUAAACCAAGAAAAAUAUCCCCGACCUCUCAAUAUAAUUGAAGGACCCUUGAUGAAUGGAAUGAAAAUUGUUGGUGAUCUUUUUGGAGCUGGAAAAAUGUUUCUACCUCAGGUUAUAAAGUCAGCCCGGGUGAUGAAGAAGGCUGUUGGCCACCUUAUCCCUUUUAUGGAGAAAGAAAGAGAAGAAACCAGAGUGCUUAACAGCACAAUAGAAGAAGAGGACCCUUACCAGGGCACCAUCGUGCUGGCCACUGUUAAGGGCGACGUGCACGACAUUGGCAAGAACAUAGUUGGUGUCGUCCUCGGCUGCAAUAAUUUCCGAGUUAUUGAUUUAGGAGUCAUGACUCCAUGUGAUAAGAUACUGAAGGCUGCUCUUGACCACAAAGCAGAUAUAAUUGGCCUGUCAGGACUUAUCACUCCUUCCCUGGAUGAAAUGAUUUUUGUUGCCAAGGAAAUGGAGAGAUUAGCUAUAAAGAUUCCAUUGUUGAUUGGAGGAGCAACCACUUCAAGAACCCACACAGCAGUUAAAAUAGCUCCAAGAUACAGUGCGCCUGUAAUCCAUGUGCUGGACGCGUCCAAGAGUGUGGUGGUGUGUUCUCAACUGUUAGAUGAAAAUCUAAAGGAUGAAUACUUUGAGGAAAUCAUGGAAGAAUAUGAAGAUAUUAGACAGGACCAUUAUGAGUCUCUCAAGGACAGGAGAUACUUACCCUUAAAUCAAGCCAGAAAAAGUGGUUUCCGAAUGGACUGGCUGUCUGAACCUCACCCAGUGAAGCCCACCUUUAUUGGAACCCAGGUCUUUGAAGACUAUGACCUGCAGAGGCUGGUGGACUACAUUGACUGGAAGCCUUUCUUUGAUGUCUGGCAGCUCCGGGGCAAGUACCCGAAUCGAGGCUUUCCCAAGAUAUUUAACGACAAAACAGUAGGUGAAGAGGCCAAAAAGGUCUACGAUGAUGCCCAAAAUAUGCUGAACUCACUGAUUAGUCAAAAGAAACUCCAAGCCAGGGGAGUGGUUGGGUUCUGGCCAGCACAGAGUGUCCAAGACGACAUUCACCUGUAUGCAGAGGGUGCCGUGCCCCAGGCUGCAGAGCCCAUAGCCACCUUCUAUGGGUUAAGACAACAGGCCGAGAAGGACUCUGCCAGCACAGAGCCCUACUACUGCCUCUCGGACUUCAUCGCUCCUUUGCAUUCCGGCAUCCGUGACUACCUGGGCCUGUUUGCCGUUGCCUGCUUUGGGGUGGAAGAGCUGAGCAAGGCCUAUGAGGAUGACGGUGACGACUACAGCAGCAUCAUGGUCAAGGCGCUGGGGGACCGGCUGGCAGAGGCCUUUGCAGAAGAGCUGCAUGAAAGGGUGCGCCGAGAACUGUGGGCCUACUGUGGCAGCGAGCAGCUGGACGUCGCAGACCUGCGCAGGCUGAGGUAUGAGGGCAUCCGCCCAGCUCCCGGCUACCCCAGCCAGCCUGACCACACCGAGAAGCUCACCAUGUGGAGACUUGCGGACAUCGAGCAAUCUACGGGCAUUAGGUUAACAGAAUCAUUAGCAAUGGCACCUGCUGCAGCAGUCUCAGGCCUCUACUUCUCCAAUUUGAAGUCCAAAUAUUUUGCUGUGGGGAAGAUAUCCAAGGAUCAGGUUGAGGAUUAUGCUUUGAGGAAGAAUAUGUCUGUGGCCGAGAUUGAGAAAUGGCUCGGACCCAUUCUGGGAUAUGAUACAGACUAACUUUUUUCUUUUUCUUUUUCUUUUUUUUUUUUUUUUGCCUUUUUUAUUCUUGAUGCUCCUCAAGGAAAUACAACCUAAAGUGCCUUAAAAAUAACAACAGAAAGCUGUGUGCAUCUGGCUGACACUGCCUCUUAGAAGAAAAGCCUGAAACUCAGUUAAAUGGGAAGUGUGAUCCUGUGGCAAGAUGAUAGUGUGAGAAAUGGGGCAUUUUAAUCUAAGCAGUUACAACGCUGGAUUCUGACGGGGAAGGAAGCGUAGCUCUGCUCUCUUCGGAGGACCUCAUUUUCUAAAGGCUGGAUUAAAUGGCUGCAGAACUCCCUUUGGCAGAAGCCAUGUUCUCGCCGCUUGCUUGUCAGAAACACUCAAGCCGUUUGCCCCAGUGUGCUCAAGCGGUCCUGCUCUCUGGGCACUUUCGUCCUCCCAUAAUUUCACAUUUCGAUGCCCCUGAGGAAACAAAAAGGAAAGGGGGAGAGAAAGUUUCUGUUAGGAGUGGUUAACGUCUUUUAAUUGUUUUCAGGAUUAAGCAGGUUCUCAGCUGAUAUCCUGUGUAGAGUUGGCAGGCGGGCAGCCUAAUGUCAGUCAUUUCUUACCAUCUUAUUCCCCUUCAAUUCUCAAUAUAUUCAAUAAUGAAGAAUGUUGCUGCCACUCAAGCAGCAAGCCUCAAACUCACCCAUGUCUUCUUUUUCUUGGAUGAUUGCAGUUGUCUCAAAAAUGUGCAUGCAAUUAUAUACUCAUCCUACUUUAGUUAAGAUGGUGGUGGAAAUAUUCAGGAGAAGGUCGCAUUGAGUCCUGAUUGGAGAUUUGAAGGAUGAAGACCAAGAAGCAAGGGAGGAACAAAUGAAGAACUGUCUUUGCUCAUGAAUAGGAAUAGUAAAGAUUAUAAAGGUAUCAGAUCUCCCCAAAUGGAUUUAUGGAUUUAAUACCAUUUUCAGUGUAAAUUUCAACCGAGAUUUUAUUGAAUGAAACAAGCAGGUGUUUAAAUUUAUAUGGAAUGGCAAAGGACUUAAAAUUACCAAAUGCUUCUAAAUAUGAAGGAGAGGUUGAGGAGACACACCCUAUAUGAUACAAUUGUUUGUUUUUGGUUUUUUGAGACAGAGCUUCGCUCUUUUCACCCAGGCUGGAGUGCAAUGGCGCAGUCUUGGCUCAAUGCAGCCUCUGCCUCCUGGGUUCAGGCAGUCUCCAGCCUUAGCCUCCCGAGUAGCUGGGAUUACAGGUGCACACCACCACGCCUGGUUAAUGUGGUGGAGAGGUAGGCAUUAUGAGCAGGGAAACAAAAUAAGGGCCUAGAAACUCACCCAUGCAUAUAUUGACCUUUGUGAAAUGACCUGGUGGCAGGGAGGUCAAUGGGGACAGGAAGGACCACUCCCUAAGUACAGAACAGUGGCUAUUGAUGUGGGGAAAAAAAAUUUGAAUUCCUCUCACCCUACCCAAUGAUAAGUUCCAAAUAUGUUAAGGGCUUCACUACCGAAAGCAAAAAUUGUCACUGUUUGGAUGAAAAUGGCUUUGUGCAGGAAAGAAUCUCUUGAGACAUAAAGUAGUUAUCAUAAAUGAUAAGAUGGUUAAGUCAACUCUGUUAAAACUAAAGGCUUAUAUUAAUAACACUUUAAUGCGGUGGCUCAUGCCUGUAAUCCCAGCACUUUGGGAGGCCGAGGAGGGUGGAUCACGAGGACAAGAGAUUGAGACCAUCCUGGUCAACGUGGUGAAACUCUGUCUCUACUAAAAAUACAAAAAAAUUAGCUGGGCAUGGUGGUGCGUGCCUGUAAUCCCAGCUACUCAGGAGGCUGAGGCAGGAGAAUUGCCUGAACCCAGGAGGCGGAGGUUGCAGUGAGCUGAGAUUGCCCCGUUGCACUCCAGCCUGGGUAACAAGAGCGAAACUCCGUCACAAUUAAAAAAAGAAAACACUUUAAGUGAGAAGAUGAGCCACAACUUGAGAAGACAUUUAUAAUACGAAUAACUGACAAAGGAUUCAUAAUCACAAAUAUAGAGAAUUCCUGUUUAAAAAAAACUCAAUAGAAAAAUAGAGAAGACUUGAAAAGGCAUUUCACACAAGAGGAAAUAUAUAGGGCUUUUAAAUAAAUAGAAAGAUGUUCUGUAGCAUUGCUGACCAGAGAAAUAUGAAUUCGGACCACAAUGAGGUUCCGUUUUAUAUCCAUAAGAUUUGCAAAAGCUGGGUCUCAGUACCAGGUGUUAGAUCUAUAGGGACUUGAGGAUGUGUGAACAGGUACCACUGCUUUAAAAACAACGGUUAUACCUCACAGACUUGAACAUUUGCAGACCUUAUGAUCUUGCUUCCAGCUCUCACUUGCAUGUGGCAACUAGGAGGAAUGUGUAAGAAUGUUCAUAGUCACGUAUUUAUAAUCAUAACUGGAAAAGGUGAAAUGUAUGUCUGUCUGCAGGAGAAUAGGUGAAUAAUUAGAUAUGUGUAUUCACCCUACCGGAUAUUAUUCAGCAGUGAAAAUGAGUGAACUACAGCUAUACCUCAUAAUAAGAAUGAAUCUCAGAAAAUAUUAAGGAAAAGAAGCUCAAAACCAAAGAAUAUGUAGUCUGAGCAUACAUAUAUCAUAAAACUGUACCGUAAAAACAAAACAAGGUAACAAUAAUAAACCAAAAUUAGGAUAGUCAUUACCACGGAAGGAGGAAAUGGAAGGGACAAGAGCACACAGGUAGAUGACGAGUUAUGCAGCUCUUCUGGUUCCUGGCUGGGAGGCUUAUGAGUGUUUACUAUAUGCUAUUAAUAUAUUAUGCCUUAUAGCUAAUAUAUAACAGAGCUUUAUACAUAUUAAAUACGUUCUACUUAAUAUUGUAUUAAAUACAUUAUUAAAAAAUAAAAGCAGAGUGGAAUGAUCAUCUAAAAUCUGGUAUGGUGAUUUUGUCAGUAGUGUUUGUAUAUGUCAAAUACAGUUUUUAAGGAAAGGAAGAACAUCUUAGAGUAAACAGCAGCUAGAAAGGACAGGGGCGGGAGGGUGGUGCCUCUGUGCCGCUGCCAGCAGUUGCCCAGAUACCAGUCUUUGAGGAAUGAGUGGGUGACUAAGACAGAGGCCAGAGGAUGGGAGAAAGGAUGAGUUUUGGAAAGAUUCGAUGUGACCAGACUGAGUAUGGGCAGUUGGAUACUAGACUUUGAAAUGUGAAAAGAAUGUCGAGUUAGAGUUGAGAGACUUCAGUGUGGAGAUGGAGGUCAGCCUACAGUGCAGUACGAUCAUCUAUGGAGCAUAUGAAGAGAAGAGAAUCUGGAGAAGGAGGCAGGGAGGCAGCAGAGGAGCAGCUGUGGGUUGGAGGAAGCCAGGAGGGAGAGUGAAGUGCCAGGGAAAGCAAGGAAGAGAGUUUGAAGGCAUGUCAGCAGAAUCCAGUGCUGCAAAGGUCUGGGAAUGGGAUUGCUGAGGGCCCUUUCCACAGCGAACCCCUCAAGAGCAGCUUCAGGGGAUCAUGGGGCCUGUUCGCAGACUCAGCCAAUUGCCAGGUUGAAGAUUGAAUGGGAGGUGUGGAAGAUUUGUUGGCUCAUUUAAAGAAGAUUGGAGGGAAAGGUAGGAUUGACAGUGUUUCAGACAGAAAAAGGAUUAUAUGCUGAGGAUAAAGCACAGGUACAGAGGGUUGCAGUUAGUGCAGAGAUCUUUUAAAAAAUCAUUUUAACCCAACUUCCAGGGAGAUGGCAUUUCUUCUGCCAGUCAAUAAUACCAUCAAGCUGGGAGUUGGCCCUGACCCCUCCAGUCUUAGCUCCUGCUGCUGUAACAGAAUAACACACCAGGUGGCUUAUAAAGAACAGACAUUUCUUUCUUACAGUUCAGGAGGCUGGAAGUUCAAGAUCACGGUGCCAUCAUGGCUGGGUUCUGGGGAGGGUCCUCUUCUGGGAUGCAGUGGCCAACUUUUCAUUUUCUCAUGGUGAAGGGUAAGCUUGCUUUGUGGCCUCUUAUAAGGGCACUAAUCCCAUUCAUGAGGCCUCCACCUUCAUGACCUAAUUGCCUCCCAAAGAUGCCCUUCAAAUAGCAUCUUCCUGGGAAUUCCAUUUCGACAUGAAUUGUGGGGGAUACAUUCAGACCGUAACACCUCUUUUUCUCAACCUUCACAUCCACUUGGCUCCCAAGCCCUGGUGGUUUUACACACUAGAUAGGUCUUAAGUUCAUCUCUAUGCCUGCCAUGGUUUAGGUUCUCAUCAUUCCUCCGGAUUUGUCUGCAACACAGGCUGCCUGGUUGGUUCCGCACCUCCUAGAGCUGUAAGAGAGGGCUCUCUGAUUCUUUACACCCCUGCCUCAAUCCUCUGUUGCCUGAAUUACCAUCUCCUCAUCACCUAGGGCAUAUCCCAGCUCCUUAGAGGCAUGGAAAGCCUUCCAUGUCUGACCCUGUCUCAUACCUCAGACCCCUAGACCGCUGCUGUACCCCAAGGAGGUUAUCUGCUCAUUGGCCCCACUGUCUGGAGUAACCCCAACCCAAUUCCACCCAAUUUGGGAAAGCUUUCCAACCCCUUCCCUCCACCACCUCAAAGCUAAGUGAAGUGACCCUUCUUGCCUCCGUAACACCACCAUGCACAUUUCAUACAGCCCUUGCUGAAACAUAAUCUAGUUCCCUGUUAGACUUAAUGUUCCCUAAAGGCAGGUUUGAACCUUAUUCAUCUUUCUACAUGUGGUGUCUAGAAUAGUGCUUGCUUUAUGAUAGGCGCUCAGUAAAAGUUGUCUUGAAUGAGUUGAGCAGAUCCUCUAGGGAUAGGAGUUGGGGAGCAGACUGCAAAGCCUCAUAAGGGCAGGGCCAUGCCUCUCUUCCUGAGCUUGGAAUCUCCAGAGCCUAGUUCAGUGCCUGCCAUGAAAUUGUUCACUUCAAUUGAGUGUUGGAUGAGUCGGGGGCAGGGGGACCAUGAUGGUUUUCUUUCUCUCAGAAAGAAACCAGAGACUCAAAGCCCCGGCACCCUUCCUACAGCCACCUUCAGGAUUUCAUGUUAGAAGUGGCCCAAGUGAUAUUUUCUUUACUGUCCUAUGAAGACAGCAUAUUGGCAACCCUGCAAAAGCAAAGAACCCCUCAAUUCAUGGCUUACUUACUUGCUACAAAUGAGCUUGUGUUUCUUUCCAUAUAAGGAAAUAUCUGCUAGUAUAUGCAUUAACACAUCAAGAAGAGGCCAGAUAGGAUGGCUCACAUCUGUAAUCCCAGCACUUUGGGAGCCCAAGGCAGGCGAAUCACGAGAUCAAGAGAUCAAGACCAUCCUGGCCAACAUGGUGAAACUUCGUCCCUACUAAAAGUAAAAACAAUUAGCUGGGUGUGGUGGUGCGUGCCUGUAGUCCCAGGUACUCGGGAGGCUGAUGCAGGAGAAUCGCUUGAAUCCGGGAGGUAGAGGUUGCAUCGAGCCAAGAUUGCGCUGCCGCACUGCAGCCUGGGCAACAGAACAAGACUCUGUCUCAAACAAACAAAAAAGAAAACAUCCAGAAGAGCUGUGCACAGUGUCCCAUGUCUGUAAACUCAGCCACUCAGGAGGCUGAAGUGGGAGGAUUGCUUGAGGCCAGGAAUUUCAGGCUCCAGGGAACUAUGAUUGCACCACUGUCCUCUAGCCUGUGCUGAGACCUCAUCUCUUAACAAAUAAAAAUAAAAAGUCUAAGAGGAUACACAAAUUCUUAAGUGUUUACCUUUAGGGAAAGGGAUUAUGGGAUCAGAGGUGAGGGAACUCGUGGUUUGGCUAUUUCUCAAUCUUUCUGCACUGUUUCAAAUUUUUACAAGUGUUUAUGAUUGUACUUUUAAAAAGAUUAGCUUGGCAACAAAUCUCGCCUGAAGCGGGUGCUAUUUUGAAUAGUCUGAGUGAACAGUAAGAAUUUAAAUGAAGUAACCCCUAAACUCAGCCAGUCCCAUUUUCUUUUAAACACUUGGAAUAUCUAAUUCCAUUUACACUCCAUUCUUCAAAUGUAAUUUUAGAAGAUGUCUUUUGGCUCAUCCCUCGGUUUUAAGUAUUAUUAUACCCUUUGGAGACUCACAAAACAAGCAGUCCCUAAAUUCUUGCCUAGGAAAGUAUCUUAGAUUAAAUGUUUUUUGAGAACCUUGAGAGUAUAUAUGCUAUGAAAUAGAAGAAACAAGAAUAGAUAGUCAUAAAGGCUGUUGAUCACAGGCAAUCUCUGCCGUCUGUAAGGUAAGUAUAAUAUAUAUGGCAACCUGCUGAGUGUGAACCUGCAGCAGGUGAGGAAGGAACUGUGAACUCAACAGUCUUGUUUCUUCAUUUCCCAGAGAGACACUCAGCAAAGUGAAAAGGACAUUUCCUUCCAGAUUAUCUGAAAGAAUUUCAAUGCUUACCUUUAAUCAUGUGACAUUAUUUAUCUUAUUAAUAGAAAAGAAGAGGUAUUUAUUUUGUGCAUAUUUUCAAUAAAAUAUAUGAAAU
Molecule: messenger RNA, 15142 nt
Organism: Callithrix jacchus (white-tufted-ear marmoset)
Lineage: Eukaryota; Metazoa; Chordata; Mammalia; Primates; Cebidae
Source: RefSeq, a predicted model, not a curated record